Molecule: messenger RNA, 1952 nt
Organism: Wyeomyia smithii (pitcher-plant mosquito)
Lineage: Eukaryota; Metazoa; Arthropoda; Insecta; Diptera; Culicidae
Product: dolichyldiphosphatase 1-like
Exons: 4
Coding region: 193-927 (244 amino acids)
Biological process (GO): lipid biosynthetic process; protein N-linked glycosylation
Cellular component (GO): intracellular membrane-bounded organelle; endoplasmic reticulum membrane
Molecular function (GO): dolichyldiphosphatase activity
Source: RefSeq, a predicted model, not a curated record
CUCCGUCAGUCAAUACAAUCAAACCGACCAAUCACAGUGUAUACAGCGAUCGGACCAGACGCAGAGCAGAGAAGAUUUCGUCGGGUGAAAAAAGAAAGAAAAAAUACAGUCUCGCGCAAGGACUCACUGCAAAAAUAUUAGCUGCAGCAAAUGUCACAACAAAAAUAAGGACAAAAACAGGUCACGGUAAAAAUGUCCCCGGAAACGGAAUCGAUCCUACAGGCUCCGUCUUAUAACGUUUCCGACUGGCAACCGAUUACACUGACGUUAGUGGAAUAUCCUAAAGGCGAUUUACUGGGAAAACUGCUAGCGUGGAUUAGCUUGGCACCGUUAGGUAUUGGGGCCGGCUUCUUGGCACUGAUACUGUUUCGACGAGAUUUACAUACCAUUGUGUUUUUUGUUGGCACGUUGUUCAAUGAAUGCAUCAAUAUAUUGCUUAAGCACUGCAUUCAGGAGCCUAGACCAGUAAACCGAUCGCAAAUGUGGACUGAAUACGGGAUGCCUUCUAGUCACUCGCAGUGUAUGUGUUUUUUUGCACAGUACGUACUACUCUUCAUUUUUAUAAGACUGCAUCACAUGAACAACAAUAACGCUCGGGCAGAGCGCUUAGUGCGGCUGUUUGUCCUAGCUGUAUGUUGGGCAGUGACUUUCCUCGUUUGUUUCGGCAGAGUUUAUCUGCAAUAUCACAGCUCACAACAGGUGCUAGUCGGCGCUGUAGUUGGUAUUAUCGUCGGAACGUUGUGGUUCUUUUUGACCCACUGUUUCCUGACACCGUACUUUCCGGUGGUUGUCUCCUGGCGGGUAUCCGAACUUCUGCUGCUACGAGAUACCACACUGAUUCCAAACAUUUUAUGGUUUGAGUACACUGUCACCCGACAGGAAGCUCGGGCCCGGGCUCGCAAGCUAGUUAGCAUGAAGUCCCAGUGACGUUUCUGGUCCCUUUGAUCGAACCACUUUAGCUUCGGCAGGCGUUACGUUAAGUAGGGUAGCUGCCCGGGCUCAGCUCUAGCAAACAAUAUAAUGCCUGGAAGUUUGCUGUGGCAGGUGCAGACAAUUACGCAUUACUGUGCUAGUGCAAGUUUAUCAUGAACACACAAUCUCUCACAUGCAUCUCGUAGUUACAGGAAUAACCGACGCACAGAAACUUAACUCUAGAAACGGAGUUUACAGCAGAAUCGUAAUGUAGAGCAAACAUUAGCGUUAAACCUAUCAUCAAUAAUGAUUUCGAUUGUUUGGCAUAAUGGUUGUUGGUUUAGAACCAUAACUGAUAUCUGCACAUUAGAAGUAUUUUUGCUAUCGAAAAACAAGACGUAGAGUUUAGAGUAAGCCUUCUAACACUCCUUGAACAAUUUUCUUAUUUUCAUGAGAUUUGAUGUAAUCUUGGUAGAACUAAAUAAUCGUUAUUUCAAAUAAUCGAUUUUCUGAUCACUUGAAAUGAUUUCACAUUGUGCGAAAAUUGUUGACCGCGAUACUUUUCACAUAGGAAAACACGAUUAGUUUCCCUGUCCCGCUCCAUUUCGGCUUCACUGUUUAACUCCUCCCCGUUGUACGUCCCUCAUGCGUGUAGAGGUUGAAAAAAAACUAUAAUCCCGUUCUACUAGAAGAUUAACCUAUGUGAUAGAGUUUUGAGAGCGGUACAAUCACAUUUGUUACAAUCGAAACGAAGAGAUUCGUUUAUCACGCCGCUAGGACUGGCAACUGCCAUUCAUAAAAAUAAAAAUUUCAAUAGAUGCAAACUAAUUUAUAGAGAGACAGGCGGACAGCCGAAACAAGCGUAGGCAAAGCAAGUUAUUAUUCUUAGUUGACCCGACAAAAAAAAUUGAGCGAAGACUUUUUUGUGUUCCCCACCCAAAAAAAGGGGAAUCGAAUGCGUUAUUUGUAACAGUUAUUGAGUGUAGCCGUAUUCCUAAAAAAAAUUGGAUCUAAUAAACAAGACAAUUCAUCUUGAGUAA